AUGGCACAAUACAGACCAACGAAAGCAACGGGGGUCAUUACACCUUACCUAGUGCAUGGGGUAGCGGAGCAGUAUCUGCGCAUCCCAUGCGCGGUGUUUAUGUGGUGCAUAUUUCUGUGCGGCGCCCUCGCACCAUUUCUGCGCAGCAAGGAUGAGGAGGACGUGACGUCGCGCCGCUGCAUUCUGUGGCAUCUCCUUACAUGGGGUCAUGCGUACCUGUGCACGAACGGGCUGUUUAUUGCGACCGCGUUCCUCGUAGAGAAUGCCCGGUGCCUCGUUGCGCCCGGGCCUAGGCGACUGUCAUUGGCGGAUGACUACAAAGAAGGCAACCCCGCGAAGGUGGACAAAAUGGCCGCCUUCGUGUACGACACCCCACCUGACACGUACGAGCGUGUGAAAAUGUUCUGCUUUAUGGUAACAGGUGUGGCCUUUGUGCGUGUCUUCACUGCCCUGGCAAGCAUAUUUCUAGGCCUCUUCACAGCUAGCGUCGCGGGUUACUUCGACCGCUACGCGCAUCCGUGGUGGUUUGGUUUUUGGUCCCGGGUGACGGCGUUUAUCACCAUUGUGGUCUUCGCGGUGCUCGGCGUGUACAGCGUUCCGCAGUACGGCCAAUUUUCCUCCAGGUCUGAGUGUAAGAUCCUCAUUGCAAAUCACAGCUGCGUCAUGGAGGUGAUUUGGUUGUACGUUAUGGGAGGGUUCCCAUCGUUUGUCUCGCGCAAAGAAAAUCUCUCCUUUUUCUUCUUUGGUAAUGUUGUCCGCGGGAGCUCGAGCAUCUUAGUCGACCGAGAUGUGGCAACAUCGCGUGAGCAGACGAUGAAGUCAAUCAUGCAACGCGCCGGCGACCCGACAGCGCCGCAGCUGAUGAUCUUCCCAGAGGGGACGACGGGCAAUCAGCAAGCUUUGUUAAUGUUCAAGAAGGGCGUGUUCGAGGCUUCCAUGCCCGUGCAGAUGGUCUGCAUUGCCUUUCCUUACAAACAUUUUAACCCUGCUUGGUUGGGGCGCGGUGCCGGUGGCAAUAGUCUGUGCGAUAUUCUACUGCGACUCAGUUGCCAGUUUGUGAACUACGCUGAGGUACGCCUUCUCCCUGUCUAUUAUCCAACCGAGGAGGAGAAGAAGGACCCGAAGCUGUACGCCGGGCACUGCCAGAGGAUGAUAGCAACUGUGCUGCGAGAGAAGAUCAGCGACGCCUCGUUCGGGGACUAUAAGGAGGCAUUCCGCCGCUUCGCAGAGCUCAAGAAGAAUCCGUGA
Leishmania braziliensis MHOM/BR/75/M2904 is the source of this 1248-nucleotide messenger RNA. RefSeq lists its product as hypothetical. The transcript has a single exon. NCBI's taxonomy places the organism in Eukaryota, Euglenozoa, Kinetoplastea, Trypanosomatida, Trypanosomatidae. The record is from RefSeq and is a predicted model, not a curated record. The coding region runs from base 1 to 1248 and encodes 415 amino acids.